Pseudogymnoascus verrucosus is the source of this 3145-nucleotide messenger RNA. RefSeq lists its product as uncharacterized. Lineage: Eukaryota; Fungi; Ascomycota; Leotiomycetes; Thelebolales; Thelebolaceae. The transcript has 4 exons. Bases 1043 to 2479 code for a protein of 478 amino acids. The record is from RefSeq and is a predicted model, not a curated record.
AUCCUACUUCCACUACUGGGUCUACCCGCAUGGAGCAACUACUCUUUUCUCUCAAGCCAUAGCCGCUACCAGUUGACAUGACACGUCGUUUUAUUCCCUCUGGUCUCGUCUCCUCCACUCCAUGUAACUUUGCCUUGCCAUGCCCUUGCCAUGCUAUGCGGCCAUUACCGUCGGCUCGGUGACCCUCUGCCGUUAUUGACCCCCGUCUAUACAUCCCUCCAUCCACUACUACGCGCUCCUUCCCUCCCACUCCCACUCCCGCGCUCCCUCCCACCACGCUCCUCCACAUCUACUAUAUAGUCUUGCUACUUCCCGCCUCAUCCCCAAUCUUUCCUCUCCCCUCUUCUUCCCCCUUUCCUUCUUUGAAGAUGUCUUGUUAAAUAUACUUUGGGGGCGUUUCCUAAUAUCAGUCAGUCUCUUCGUGUCACAACCUUGGAAACAGAAAAACAGAAAACAGCAAAACACGGAAAAAUAUACACGGUCGUUUGGAUGCAGAUUGUGGUUUAUGGUCAAUGGUCAAUGUCGCUACGAUUUCCUUGUCCUCUGUUAUCUUGAAAGCGUCAGUAUUCGUCAGUUAUCAGUAUACCUGCCACUGCGUAAUACACAAUACACACUCCAGGCUGGAAAAGAGCUUGGAUUCCGCGUUCUCCCGACUUGCAGAGAGAGAGUGAGCCAUCCUGAGGAGCAGGAGCAAUUCUGGGUUGCACCUCGGUGAAUCAUUCCGCUGAAUCAUUCUGAACCUUCUUAUUCGCGCUUUGAUUGCAGAGCUUUCAAUAUAAGUGCCAAAAACAAGACUUCAAAUUGCUUUCACUGCAACUUCUCUCCCAGGCGUGCUUCGUUUUGAAACCUCCUGCUGCUGCAGACUUUCUCAGACAUCCAAGAGCCAUCCACACACGUUCACUACACAAUCCACACCACCAAUCGACUGUCUUCCGUGGCCCCUCGACUGCUGCUACCCUGUUUGCCAGACGUCAUCUUCCCGCUUUUGUCCCAGCCAAGGGCGUGGACAUUUUUCUAAUUGGGCAUCUUCUUCCAAAUAUAUAUGAUGCACGUGACCGAAUUUCUCAAAAAUUUGACAUUCUGGGAAUGGUAUAUCCUCCUAUUUUGGCCUUAUCGAUAUGUACGUCUGAUCGUUAAUAUUAUCGGUCACUGCUUGUACAGAUCGAUACCGAAACCUCAGAACCCCACAUACACCAAGGAAGAUGUAACGGUAGUCAUCCCUACGAUAGAGAGCAAUCUCGAAGAGCUUCGCGGACCAAUCUCCAGCAUUCUUGCCUGUGACCCCCACGAGCUGAUCCUCGUCACCACCUUCGGCAAGUAUCAUGGCCUCCUCCAGUUCGCUGCCUCCUUCGCGGAUCCACGUAUCAAGGUCUACGAUACAAAAAUCGCCAACAAGAGAGUCCAGCUACGAGAAGCUAUCCCUCGAGUCACCACUCGCAUCACUGUCCUGGUAGAUGACGACGUCACGUGGCCAACAACCAUUCUUCCAUGGCUUCUGGCGCCGUUCGAGAGGGAGGACAUGGGAUCUGUGGGCGUAUGCCAGCGUGUGCAGCGGGUUCGUACCGGGGAUCUCGCAACCCGUGCCUGGAAUUGGCUAGGGGCUUGCUACAUUCAUCGACGCAACUUUGAGAUCUCGGCUUCUCACUUCUACGAUGGUGGAACUUCGUGCAUGUCUGGCAGGACCAACGCUGUUCGCACCGAGAUUCUCAAGCAUCCGCUAUUUUUGGAUGGGUUCUGUAAGGAGAGAUGGGGGAAAUACCAGCUGAAUGCUGAUGAUGAUAAUUUCUUGACGAGAUGGCUGGUCAACCACGACUGGAAGACGUGGAUUCAAUACGAGCGCGAGUGCGAGAUUGAGACGACCCUGGAGAAUGACUGGUCUUUUGUGAGGCAGUGCUUGAGAUGGGCGAGGAGUAAUUGGCGAAGCAACUACACAACGUUGUUUAUCGACAGGAAGGUUUACUGGGGCCAAUGGUGGACUAUAUACGCGCUAUACUUCGCAACGUUCACGUCUUUAGGUCUCAUAACCGACCCGCUAUACUUCUACUCCUUUUACUGCGCUUCUCGGAAUUGGGAGCAGGCCUCAGCAUGGACCGGAUGGAGCCUGGUGAUCGCCUGGUAUAUUUUCACCAAACUCGUCAAGCUUACAGGCUUACUUCGUCGUCAUCCUUCCGAUAUCAUUUAUGUGCCAGUCUCAGUCGUAUUCGGCUUCCUCCACGGAUUCAUUAAAUUGAAGGCUCUGUGGACAUGGAACGAGACAUCAUGGGGCAAUCGACCAGAUGGCGAUAUUGACAACAGCGAGCGCAUGCAACCGACGGCAGUGCCUGCCGAAGUCAUGAUAAACCCCAUGCCUGGAACGCAAUCCCUCGUCCGCUACAAAGACGAGGUACUGAUCUCCCGUGUCCCCAGCGGACUCCGACUGUCAAAAACAUCGACAUUCUCGGAAAAAGAACCUCUAUUACUAGGAUUCGACGACCUCUGACUCACGCAGUCAACUCAGAUUCGCUGCGCUUGUUUUGCCUAAGCCUCCCCGAUUAAUCUCUGGAGCGCCCAUUUGCGUAAUUCGACGGCCAAAAAAAAUUCAGCGGGAACCACAGCACCGCUUCGCGGGAAGGGGGGGAGGGGAAAAAAGGGCCACACACCACAAGUCUGGCCUCGAAAAAAGUUAUAUUUGAUAUUUUUGGGCGGCAUUCUGCGUUUGUGUUUUUACUACUACUACCGCCGACCCAAAUUGUGAUCACCCGGUCCCCUCCUCAUCGGAAAACCUUUUGUCGUUCUGGCUGGGGCCUUCCAAUGAGGCCAGAUUUUUUGGCCGUCUGUGGUCCUACGAUGAUUGGCUCUGGACUAUUUUUAUGAACUAUUAUGGACCUUGACGCGCGACGGACCGCUUCCUUAGCGGCCGUAGUUAUUAUUAUUUGUUCGAACUAUAUGUGUUUCCAAAAAAGCGGAUUUUGCAGCAUUUGGCCUCCCCCUAUCCUGCAUGACGGCGGGGGAGCUUGUCUAAUAUUGAGCGAAUUGAAAGCAUGUUCUUACCUUCUAGAUAGCUAGCUUACGCAUGGAUUUUUUUUGGGCGGGGAUUAUAUUAAUUUAGCUCGAGUUCAUUAUGAAUAAUAUCUCCUCUCGAGAUGCUUGAAUCUCUGAAACAAAC